This is a messenger RNA of Folsomia candida, 3001 nucleotides long. RefSeq lists its product as uncharacterized. The transcript has 6 exons. The record is from RefSeq and is a predicted model, not a curated record. NCBI's taxonomy places the organism in Eukaryota, Metazoa, Arthropoda, Collembola, Entomobryomorpha, Isotomidae. The coding region runs from base 1084 to 2088 and encodes 334 amino acids.
GGCCCGAUCUGCUUCUCUUGCUUCUGCUUCUCUUCAGGAAUGGAAGAAGGAACAUUGAGUUGCGUCUUUGUUGAGUUUUUCAUCGACUUUUUCCACAUCUCUUCAUGUUCUACUCUUAGCGAGUGUGUGACUGCUCUACAAAAAGAAGUAAGUUUGGUUUCGUGUAGCUUGUGCUACACAAGGCGCCUCCGAGAUACUACAUAGUGAACAUACAUAGUACAGCAGAUUUGGGAGAACUGAGAACACACGGAACUCGGCAGCCAGGCAAGACUGGGUUGAUCUCUUCCAUUCCACCCUCGACUUUAGCCUGCUUCACUCCACUUUCGGGGAAACGGCUCCAUUUAUUCGGACUCCAACUUUUCCUACGGAGUGACUCAAGUGAGACGAGCACCACACAUACACACUUGGCAGAGGCACACAUACGAACGUAUCCACCAGUGGAUGAGAAGAUAGCCAAAUUACAAUUUCAAAUUUUCAAGUCGAGAAUUGAGAUCUCUUCGUUUCCGGGUGUUCGACAUCUUCUCGCUCAGCAACCAGAGACAAAUUGCUGUUCUAUAGUUCAAGAAAGUGAAAGUGGUCAGCACAGCACUACUGGAAAAGACAGCAAAAGACUUUAUUGCAGCGAGGAGGAGGGAGAAAGUUGCCAACUUUAUAAUGUGCUAAUACAUACGUACGUACGGGGAGGAUAACAUGCUAAAAAAAGUUUGUAUUUUUUUGCGACCACUAUUAUAAAAUUCGAGUCGAAUUGACCAACUUAUCAACAAGCUCGUUACGCAUUACCCUCCACGGCUGCUCGGGUUUUGAGUGACUAAAUAAAAGGGAGAGCGAGUUAAGAAGCACGUGCGGAAGUGUCUCAUUCAUUUCUCCCAGAAUUUUGGGCAUGCAUGUGUAUGUGGGUAAAAGUGAAAGUAAAAGUUUCCCCUGAAAAAACUUGGCUGGAUUUUUUAAAUUUUCUUAUUGACAAGAGUUUACCAACUUUCCCUGUAAUUUACUAGAAGAGAUGUAUUUUCCAUCGAAUCAACAGCAUAAUUGAGACUACAUAUUGCGUGUUUCGCUGUAAAAAAAAGUUGAGAUAGAAGCGAGAUGGAGACAUUUUAUACACAAUUUCUUCUCCCAUCUUCAACCAGUGGCACAUCGACAAGGGUAAAAAUGAGUUCGAUAUUGCUCCUCGUCUUUACAUUACUUAUCACAGGGUUAGAUGGUCUGAGGAACGUAAGACUGGAAGGUCCACACCAUGUCCGCUCCGGGGAGGAUGUGAUACUCAGAUGCAAUUACGACCUGGACAAUGACAGCAUUUACGUGGUUAAAUUUUAUAGAGAUUCCAACGAGUUUUAUCGCUUCGUUCCCAAAGAAGUUCCACCAAAACGAUUCUUCCCCAGUUCAGGCCUCGCCUUUAACGAGGUGUACUGCAACGAACAUGACAUCUUCCUGAGGAACGUGAGCUUGGAAACGACGGGCCGAUUUAAAUGUGCUGUUAGUGCAGAAAUGACGUUUCAGACUUUCAUUGCGGCACAGGAUCUCGUCAUAGUUGAAAUCGACUACUCGCCACCCCUCAUCGAGGUGGAUCAACCGAGUUAUUAUCCCGGAGAAAAUGCAAAAGCCAACUGUUCCGUAGGACAGGUUUCACAUUCUCUAAAUUUCACCUGGUUCAUCAACGAUCAAGAGGUGCCAAAGGCGUUGCACAGACAAAUCACCAUUCCCGACGCGGACGUACCUUCUUUGAUGAAAUCAGUGUCGCUGCUACAGUUUGAAAUGGGGACCACGAGUUUCACUGCCCUUGAUUCUACGAAAGGGGGAGGACGCACAUCUCUCAACGGGGACGAUACGAGGUUAAAAUGCAGAGCUGAGCUGUUCGACUUGUAUUCUGAAUAUUCUAAGGAAAUUGUGAUUCAAACGACGCAGCCGAGGUACUCUCCAAGCAACCAGGAUACGCUUCGGAGGUCCAGUCCACCCAUAAAUGGAGGUGCAGUGGCAGCAUCAUCCUCUCCUUCACCCACAGUGCUUUCAUCCUGGAGGAAUUUGAUACUCUUGAUGAUAAUCGGAUGGACGGGAGCAAAACGAGGUCUUCAUUUUCACUUCUGUUUGUGACACCAACACCACCAACAAACAAACUAUUUCCAUUCCGGAUGAUGAGUCAAAGUCGUUCUUGUUUGUUACUGCUGCUGCUGUUCCUGCUGCUGUUCCUGCUGCUAUCGAGUUAAACAUGCAACAUCAACAACAUUCAAGCCAAAUUACUUCUUCCUCUGCACCAGACUCGGAAUGAAAUCAAGGAUGACUUUGAGUGAAUGAGAUGGAGCAAAAGUUGGUGACUGUUUCGAUGAAAUUUAAUCAAGUAUGUACGUACGUACGUCAAAAUUAUCAAACAUCGCCACAUUAAAACAAUCCCCUUCUUGGAUGGUGGAUACGUAAUAAUAAUGAAAUUUAAUUAUGAUUCUCUUCUGGCACAAGGUGUCUACAUAUUUAUUUGAGGGAAAUCUAUGUAUAAAGUCGGACAAAUCAUAUGUAUGAAAACGUAUGCACAUGAAUGCUAUGAAUAUUAUAUGUACAGGAACAAAGGGAUAUUGAUAUUACCUUGUUAUACAAACGAAUUACUUUAAAUAAUACUUUCUCCCCCUUCAGUCAUUUAUGGAAUGUCAAACCACAUUACUAAAUAAAUAUGUUUUCCUGUCAUGUGUGUUUGUACUGCUGCUUUGUUGUGUCGAGUGUGAAUGUAUGUGUUAUUUUACUACUGAGAUUUUGGAUUCUGUGAUGAUUACACAUGCAAACAUAUGUAUUAUUGUGACGGUGACGACAUGUAUCAAUUUGUAUCUUUGAUUGUUACUAAUACUUAAGAGAAGUAUGUAUAAUACGCAAUUAAUUAGUUAUCACUAUUAUUUGGUCUGCUGACUAAAAUUGAUGAAGAUGUCAUUUAAUUAAUAAUGAUUUUGUGAUGGAUUGAAGUCAUGUCAAAGGUAAUAAAGUAAUAAUUGAAUUUCCUCAAUUUAUUAUAAAUGAACAAGAA